This is a messenger RNA of Myripristis murdjan (pinecone soldierfish), 603 nucleotides long. Its product is annotated as phospholipase A2-like. Gene Ontology annotation, molecular function: calcium ion binding; phospholipid binding. Gene Ontology annotation, biological process: lipid catabolic process; arachidonate secretion; phospholipid metabolic process. The coding region runs from base 100 to 573 and encodes 157 amino acids. The transcript has 5 exons. NCBI's taxonomy places the organism in Eukaryota, Metazoa, Chordata, Actinopteri, Holocentriformes, Holocentridae. The record is from RefSeq and is a predicted model, not a curated record.
UACAGAUGAACAUCUCACAGAGACUGUUGUCACCUGAAUUAUGAAGAGAGAGGAGACAAAGGCCUCCUGUCCUUCAGUAUAAAAGCGCGGCUGACCAAAAUGUUUUUGCUCCCUGCUGUUGCCAUGAAUCUCACAACCCCUCUUCUCCUGCUGGUUCUCACCGCUUGUGUGGCCAGUGCUGCACUGCUGCCCAAGGCCGUGUGGCAGUUUGGGAAAAUGAUCCAGUGUGCCCAGCCUGGGGUCAGCCCUCUGGCCUAUAACAACUACGGCUGCUGGUGCGGUUUCGGAGGGACGGGAACCCCUCGGGACGGGGUGGACGAGUGCUGUAAAGUCCAUGAUAAAUGCUACGAAAGAAGCAGAAAGACUCCUGGAUGUACGGCCAUUGCUGACCUUCCCUACAUCCUGGCUUAUGACUUCUCUUGCACCAAUGACCAGGUGUCCUGCUCAGCUACCAACGACAAGUGCCAGGCUGCUGUGUGUGAGUGUGAUCGGGUGGCGGCCCACUGCUUUGCUCAGGCCACAUACAACCCAGACAACAAGAACCUGGAUCCCGAAGUCCACUGUGUCAGCUGAGCUAUAUAACCCAGAAAAAAACACACUUAU